AUGUGCAAGGCAACCUUCAAGACUGCCAAGACACGGCUGCAUCACAUGAAACACAAGCACAGCCUGUGUGUUACAGCACCCAGCAGCAGCAGCACACUAGCUGGCCAACAGGUGAAGCCAGGUCAGCCCAUCAUAACCCAGGCUCCUAUGGGCCAGCCAACCUUUCUCCACAUGGAACCCCUUGGGCCCCACCAGCAGGUGGACAACAUAGACACUGAACAAAUCCGGAAACUAAUAGAAUCUUUGGGGAACGUGCGCAAAGUGAACCAGGUGGUGAUACUGGGACAGGUGCCGCCACACGGUCAACCAUUUGCUCUACAGUGGCUACAGGGAAUGAGAGAGCAUUUGCAACCUCAUUUUACUCAACCACAGUUUAUAGAGCUGAAAAAGACUUGGGGUGGAGAAGCUGAGCAUUCUGGAUUAACACAAACACAUGAAGGAGAGAUGAUUCCUCAGCAGUUACUUGGACAGACUGGUCAGACAGUUGAAGAAGAGAACAAUAUGAUUCAGACUGUAUCAAUGGAACAGGUGUUCUGUCACAGUGAAAUAGUUGAGCUGGGGAAAACAACUGAACAAAGUCAAACGGUUGUGUUGGAAGUCACUCCCUCACUGAUACCAACUCUGGAGUUGGAACAGACUCAAACUGAUCAACAGGGACUUAUGUCUGCUUCCUCACUACCAACAAUUCUAUUUGAACAGACUUCUGGACAGAAUCAAAUGGUUCAGGAGGGAAAUAUGUCUGUCCCGUCACUCAUACCAACAGUUGAGUUAACGCUGACGACAUUAAAAACUGAUCAGCAGGACGAACUCUCCACUUCCUCAUUGGUACCAACAGUUAAGUUUGCACAAACUCCUCCUGGACAAACAAGCCAGGUAGGAGAGACGGCCAUACAGAUGGAAACAUUACAGUUAGAUCAGAUCCAUUCCAAUAUUGGACAGACACAACAGAUAGGAAUAGGAGGGCAAGGAUCAGUUGAGAAACCUCUUCUAGAAAACACAGAGAGUGAGCAGCACCACAUUUUGGAAAAGCCUUGCGAAGGAAAGAAACAGACAGCACAAGAGCAGUUGCAAACACUGAUCGAUAAGUCUGCUUCUAACAACGCACUAAACAACAGAGAAAUACAACCUCGCAGUCAGAUGUCAGAAAUAUUCCCUCCGCCAUUAGAGACAAAAAAGACGCCACAGAGUUCACAACUGCCUGUGCAUUUGAUGUCAGUACAAGAAUUUGUUAAAGUGAGGACGAGAAAGCAGCCAAAGAACUCUAUAAUGCAAGGAAAUAUGCAACAACAGACAGUUGAGUUGAAAGAGAAGCCUACCAAACGACCAAGAGCAAAGAAAGCUUGUCUUGUCGUGAAGUUUGGUCCUAAAGAGAAAGAGAAGCCUAAAAAUCGGAAGAAGCUUCCACAACCAUCUAAGCUGCUUCAGAAAGGAGACCAGAUUCAGGACGUGAACCAAAUGUCUCUCACAACUCAACCUGACAAAAAAUUGCCCUUAAAAAAGGUUGGUCAAGAAAAAAAGGUCAAGAAAAAAAACGGUAUUUCCAAGUCAAAAAUAAAAUCCCCAUCUAUAUUGUGUGACUCACAUGUGCAGCAAGUCUUGCAGGUAGAAGAGCAGGUGCAGCAAGUGAAGCUGAGGAAGAAGAAAGUAAAAAAGCAAAAAGAUGUCAUUAAUGAGACUCAUUCUGAGCAGAUUAGCUCUGAGCAGAUUAGCGAGCAAGAGGUGAUAGCUCCACCCAAGCCAAAAAAGAAAAAGCAGCAGAAGAUACGGCAGGAGGACCAGCCUAAGAAAACAAAGGGCCAAAAGCGAUCAAAAACGGGGAGAAAGAAAAAGAAACCGAAUAUGGAAGCAAGCCCAAUAUCAGAAGAUAUGCCCGACCCUGAAAUAAAGCAACAGUCCCUACUCCUACUGAAGGGUCACAAACAGCCCCAAUUAAAAGUUUACAAAUUAGAUGCCUCAAAAGCCCCCCAAGGGCAAACAGAUCCCCAGCAAGACCAAGACACCCAUCCCAUCCAUAAGAAGAAAGGGCCAAAAAGCAAACAACUGAAAAUGCUAGCUGCUGGAGGGAAUAGAAAAGUAGGGAGGCCCAAAAAGAGCCACACAGCACUCUCUAUGUUGGCUCCUUUAAAGGCUACACCUCAUUCUUCUGACACAUCUCCGACCAAGCCAAAGACCAGCAGGAAACGUAAGGCCCCAAAAGUGGAGACUGAGGGGAUCAUCAGCGGCUCUCAUUCCCGGCGAGCCCUUGAAUGUAAGGACUGUGGAGAGAGGUUCUCUGACGUCUCGUCCCUCCAGGAGCACAAGGCAGCCCUGCAUGCAGUGGAGAGCCCUGGUCUCACCUACACUAACGGCAACAUCUUUGAGGGUGUUUCUGGGUCAGAUCUAGGCCAGCCUCCACUAAAAGUGACUGAAGAGGUCAUUGAGAAUUCAUUGAGUCAAAAUACGUUUGGAAUGCAGGUAGCAUCUGACUGGGAUAUAGAGGUGGAGAUGAGAGAGAGAGGGUUGGGAGAAAGAGGGGAGCGAGUCUCAUUCCCAGCCCUAAACCCUUCCCCCUCUCUGCCUCUGGCUGCUGCGCUUGUUGAAGGUGGACAGAAGGAAAGGGAGAAGAACAUGGAUAACACUGCAGAGGGGAUGGAAUCAUUUUCUCAUAUGGCCCCAAAUUCAACUCUAUCUUACUCCCCUCCACAAGUUCAAUUCCCUUAUCUGUCCAAAUCUGACAAGGUCCAAACCCCUUCUGUCCGAGAGUCUUUCUCCUCCUCACCUCACACCCAUAGCCCCCCUCCACAGCUGUCACCAAACAGAGGACACUAAGUCAGAGAGUCAGGGCAAUAUGAAUGACACUGCUGAGACUCUCAUACCUACUGUUUCUGGAUCUGAGCACCUAGGGCCUAUUGAGGAUGAAAUUAAAGAGGAGUUACUACUUGAGGUGGAUUUGGUCACUGUUGGGGGUGGGGACCAAAAUGAGGGGGAACACCAGAGCUCACCUCAUGAAGACAGUUCACACAAUGAGGGAUCCAGCCUUCAUGACAACAACAGCACUCAUGCACUACCUACACAUGCUCAGAUUGAAAAUGUGAAUACAACUGUAACAACCCAAAAUGCACAGACCGAAUCCUGCCCCUCUGACCCACUGGAGAUCAAGCAAGAAGAGGAGGAGAUUAUGGUGCAGAGGAGAGAAGAGGAAAAGAGGGAAGUGGGAAGAAAUAAUUACACCAGGGGCAGGAGAAGAGGAGUUGGACGUGGGAGGAGAGGUUCAGCCACAAGGAAGAGUCUAGAAGGAGAGGGCAUGAGAGAAAUGGAACCAGAGAAAGAAACUGAUGAAUGUCGAGUAGUCUACCAGCUGUAUUCACUCACUAACGAUACUGAAAUCAAGGAUGAAGCAGACGUCACUACUCUCCAUCCUGGUCAGUCAUCUCCCAUCAGUCUACAGACCGAGAUCAGAUCUAUCUCUGAGCAAAACACGCAAACAGCUCCAUGUCCAUCUAGAUCCUGCAUCCCACUGCUAGAGGAGGACCCUGAGGACCAGGUAGUGUUUGAGCUAGAGUCAGUCACCACCAGUGUGGUGGAGGUGUUGAAGACAGAAGAUGGGAUGGUGAUGAAGGGAGUAGCAGGGGACCAGGAACAACAGAGAUACUGGCCAAUCCCCAGGCAUCAUACUGGAGAGGUUCCUCACCUCAAGGCAGAGAGAGGCAGCAGUAGGGGAGAAUGGAGUGGUGCUCAUGGCAGACUUGAGAGGUCAGGAAGUCAAGGUGGAGGAGAACACCUCAGAUUUGGUUCCCGUGCCACACACCUCUCAUGCCAGACACACAGUGGAGCAGAGGGGGGUCAGGAUGUAUCUGGUGAAGCAAGAAAACAACCUGGUUUUGAAUGACCCCCAGGUUAGUCAUGGUCAAUCCCAAUUGAAUGUGGAGCAGAGCAGUGCCAGGCAGUGCAUAUUCUACCCAGUGAAGGAGGAGGAGAGUGAGCUUCUAGAGGAGCCAUCUCAAAGUGAGCAGGGGGUACCAGUGCUGGUGGUGCCUGGAGAGUCCAGACUCAACCAUCCAGUGGAGGAUCUAUCCAUUACCAACCCUGACGUAGAGGAGUAUGAGGUGAACAGGAGAGCAGCAAAGUUGGGAACUGAGAUCAAUGAGUAUGGAGAAGGUAAGAUCUACUCAACACGAGUCAAGUGGUUGUAGCAAUGUACAUGAUCAGUUUCAUAAGCAAUAGUGAAGGUAUCCAUAGAUGUGACUAAAUGCUGUUUCUUUUUUCCAGGUGACCUGGACUUUGAGCAGCAGGACACUGAGGAGCUUGUUGAUUUCCUACUUCAGAAUUCUGACGCAGUGGAGUCAGGGGUUGUUGAAUGUUGUGACCCGCAGCCUGACCCUGAGGCUGUAGUUAUGGCCUGUUACCAUGACAGCCAAAACCAUGCCUCACUGCAUUCAAAUGAAAUACCAAACAAGUAAGAAUUGUAAUUUGCCUUUAACUCAUCAUGAAUACACUGUACAAUAUAAUUUUAAAGUUUCAACUUUAUUGUCAUGUACUGUAUGUAUCCUUAAGGACAUGUCAUGUUGUCAGUUUUGAUGUAAAUUGUUGUCCUCUCUCAGCUUGCCAACCACAAAAAGCCAGGCUGAUUCAGGAUCUACGGGAGGGUCCCAGACAGGAACUGGCUACAUGAAACCCAUUGAUUACUUCUCCAAGUAUUUUGGUUGGGACACUUGGGCAGAGAUUGCCCGGUGCACAAAUAAAGUGUCCCAUCUAUCGAACCCAGUGACAGCAAAAGAGGUGGCCCAGUUUGUCGGAAUCCACAUUGCCAUGGGAACAUUGAAGGUAUUUAAAUAAAAGUAUUAGCGUAUAAUCUGAAUCUUAUUCAUAUUGCGUCUAGUUUUAUUGCAUCGUCAUCCUUACUACACUGAAUGGGACAUGUAAAGAACAAAGUAGUUAGGCCUAGUGGGUCAAACUCAUGCUAAUCUCUGCACUUUUGAAUGUCUACAAACAGUCAUUGUUAUGAGCAUACUAUCUAAUGCUGCAUAAACUAACAUCAUCGUCUUCAAUGUCUUUCUCCUCUCCUAGUUCCCCAGUCUCAAGCUGUACUGGCAGGACUUCACCAGGGUGCCUCUGGUUGCUGACACCAUGUCUGCCUCCCGCUUCUCCCAGCUCUCCUGCAAACUGCAACUGGCAUCUCCAGCGCCAGCAGGGGAUCCCAUGGACACCCACGAAGCUGGACACAGUGGUAAUCCAGACAGGCCUAAGGAGGGAGACGCCACAUGCAACACACUCCGAGCUUUACACACCCCAGCUAAUUCUACAGUUGGCACAAUUGAAGCUGAACUGGAUGGCAGUGGCCACACACUUACAAGCGGCCACAGUCAAAUACAAGCUCUUAGCUCUAAGUCUGUGUCUGCAAAAUCCACAACACAGACGUCCACAAUCCCUCACAGCAAUUGGCAGAGGUGUGGGGACAUAACCAUCCAGCCAGGACUGUUUUAGUUUUAAAACUGACCCCCUUUGGAAGGUUAGACCGUUACUGGACCACGUUCGGGCCGGAUGCCUGAUGCUGAGAAGAGAGGGUGACCAUGGAGUCGAUCAAUACCCUCUCCCUUUGACGUGUAGAGCGGUCAACAACAAGCGGCCCUCCUUGCACAGCACUGUCUUAGUUGGAUCGGACAGUCUGAUCCUAGAUUUCAACCUUAGUCUGGAUCUCUCCAUUAAAGAGGCCACUGUUGAGAAAAUGGUGCCCAGAGAAGGGAUGGUGUAUCUCUGCAAGCAGGAGCUCUCUACCCCUGCCAUGUUGGAGCACCUCCUAGGGUCUGGGGUUCACGGUGCGGGCAAGGUGGGAGGAGCCAAAGGACAGAUGGGUGAUGAGUUUGUUAGCUCUGACGGGCGGCUGAUGCUACACAGGUACCAUCUCGGCUUCAUCCUCUCUACUGUAGGGAAGGCCCAGCAGAACAUGGCAUCUCUCGUCGACAGCUUUGAGAAGGCCCAAAAGGCAGCCAGCCUCAAUAGAGACUUAAUAAAUCUCUACCAUUCCCCACUCUCAACCUCCGCACCAACUAGCUGGCCACAGGCUGUUCUGUGGUACCUUACAGAUCUGGCUCUGGUAAACUCAUGGAUGCAGUACAGGCAGGAUCAUGUUCCUCUGCCUGAGCCUCUGAACCUCAUGGCAUUCAGGCUAGAGGUCUCCAAGGCCUUGGUCCUCUCCAGUGGCUCAGACACCCAGGACUCAGCCCCUCCGCACCCCCCUCCUCAGAAAUUACACGCCCCGGGCACAGCCCCAGAUCCUGGCCUGUUACAGGAGAGUCCUCUCCCUGAUGUGGCCACGAGGUAUGACGGUUCGGGCCACUGGCCUGAGCAGCUUGGGGACAGAGAAGGUGGCAGGUGCCGCUUCGGAGGCUGUGAGCGAAUGUCUCGAGUACGAUGCCUCAAGUGUUGCGUGUUUCUCUGCAUCUCUCGUAACCACAACUGCUUCUUGAAUUUCCACAGUCAAGGGAGUUUUUGAAGCGGACUUGCAGUGAAGAUAAUUAAUUAGAGUUCUUUGUUUAUUAAUUAAGUGGUACAUUUUAUUUAAUGGUAUGUUUAGCUUUUUUUUAAUGUUAUGUUUUUUUAUUUUAGGUUAGAAGCUCAGAUUUCAUAUUUUCCCCCCAACCCCAAAUAUUUGUUUUGUGUACUUCUCUCUUUUCAGUGUCAGCUUUCGUCCUGUGCAGUAAAUUAGGAACUUGGUCCCUUUUAGCCUACUGUGUAAAUGCAAUGGCUUUUGUUGUAUGAAUUUGCCUACAAAAUAACAUGUGAAUAGAGAAUUAAUGAUAACCAUAAAGUGACUGUCUCUGAAACCAAGUGAAAAUACAUUUGAUGUUUUUUUUCCUGAACCUUGUUUUGUUGUUUACAUGCCAAGAAGCUUUUGCAUGUGUUUUUGGCAUUCUUUGUAAAUUGAAUAAUUUAUUUAAUACUAUUUGAGCAAAUACAUGUAGUAAGCUUUCUAACUGUUUGGGUUGUGAAUUGUAUUGGUCUACCUGCUGCUCUCAAAGUAUAUUAUUCACCGGAGUUAUUAAUCUAGUCUUUAGCUACAACCAGCGAAUGAAUUCGAUUAUUUACUAAAUCAACCGCACCCAAGCAUAGACAAACACGUGUCCAUGCAUUUGCUCAAGUUUUUAGUGAAAACGAGCAGAGAAGCAUUACGCUACAUUUUUUUUUGCUGAAGACCAAAAUAUUGCCCUUAUCACGUGACAAGGGUCAAUUCAAUUUCCACAUUCACUUCACUGUACUGGAAGCGGUUUGAGGUAGGUGGCUAACGGCUUGUUCACAAUUCAUGUUUAGCUGUAACGUUAGUUUGCUAAUAUAUCGUUUAAGACUUAUGCCUACAUAUUUACCAUAUAAUUAUGGUGGGGCAGUUGGUUUCCGUGAACUAAACGUGUCCGUAAUAUGCUAAAAUGUUAUUUCUCCGUUUGAAUUGUUAGCCAGCCAGCUAAUGUAGCUAGCUAGCUUAUGUUAUUCGAACUUGGAAGUUAACGUUACUUAGCAAACCAUUGAGGGAGAGGACUAUAAGGUAAGGACACAGCUGACUUUUAAACCCUCUAACAAGAACCUAAAACGGACCCCUAAACUCAUUUUAAUACAUUCUUAACUAAAAUAUCGGUUUGGGCAUCAGGCGUGUCGUUGUAGCCUUUUCCAACCAUUGAGGUGAAACUCUUGUAAGACAAACGUUAGCUUAAGUCAUGUUUACGCAGCUAGUAGACAUGUAACAUGUAUUUAAUGUCUAUGCUAAUGACGAUAGACAUCUAGCCAAAGUAUAACUACCGUUACUUCACUUCGUGAAAAUUAAAAGCUGUUUCUGGGGACACUCGCAAUCUAUCCUUCUAAUGACUAACUUACGGUAGCUAGCUAACGUUAGCUAUAUAUGAAAUGGGCAUCCUCCUCACCGCUAGCUAGCAAUCGUUAGGGCCUUGUUGGUUUGGGAACCUAUUUCAGCUAACGUUAGCUCCUUGAGCUUCUAGCUAUGCAUGUUUAACGGUAUCUUAUGUUUACCUUAUUGCAAGCUAGCAAGCAAAUGAAAAAUCCAUUGAUUAUGGUCAUUUAACUACCUCUAGUUAUAACGUUAGCUAACCUUAGCUGGCUAAGUAGUUAACUAGUCAACCACUUAGUUAACAACUAACAUCGAGUUAGCUAGCCAGCUAACGUUAGUAGCUGGCCAGCCAUAAAUUCAAUGGAGACGUUUUUUUUUUUUUUUUAACCAACCAGUCCAAAUAAGGGGGAUUUAAUUGAGAUACGCCUGUGCACAAGUGUUAUCUAUUGAAAAUGUAUGUAAAUGUCUGUCAUAACUUUUCAGUUUUCUAGCUUGCAAUGUGAGGAUAACCAUUAUGAGCUAAAUUAAAGCCCAUCUCUGGCUACAUGGCAUAUUCAUUUCCCUCCCUCAUUGGCUAACUCUCUCUCAUCCUCCUUUAUGUUUAAACUUUUCAGGACAUCCACUCUCCCACGAUGGACUCAGACAUACUGAAUAUAGAGGAGAUAGUGAUGGGGAAGGGGCCACCGGAUCCCCCUGCAGAACUGACCACUGAGAAACCAGCGGAACCCUACAAACCCAUUUCCUCCUUCAAAGCACCGCCCCCACCCACCAUACAACCAUGUGAGCUGGGUGGAAGUUACUCUACUGUUUUUGUAAUGACUCACAGAUAGGGCUGUACGAGUCAUGACUGCAGUCAAAUUCCACGUGGCUGCUGAUGGUCAUUAGUAGCCUACCAAACUUGCUAGCUGCCUGGUACUCAGCACUCUAUUGUCCCUCUAAUUACUCUGACAUCAAUGCAAAUGUAAUCGAAAAUCUAAUCAAACACUUAAUGAGAGCCCAUGAGCUCAUGUUGCGCAACAUUUCUAUAGGCUAUGCAAUUGCAUGAGAAAACAGAGGGAUGGUCUCUUAAAAAGAGGAUCCCAUCAGCUUUCUAUAUGCUAGGCCUACUAUAUUUAUUUAUCUAUUUUCCAAAUAUUAAGCACAUUGCUUCUCUUUACAACAGGAGUAUAGCCUACCUGGCUGGCAUGAAAAUGAACCACGGGAAAAGCAUCCUCCAUUCGCUAUUUAAGUGCAUAGAUGACGUUUUUUCCCCCCGCUACCCCUGUUUCGAGACGUAGCGAGACAGGUGCAUGAUAACGGUCCAUUCUAAAUCAAAUACAAAUUUCACACACAUUAUUUAGUAUACAGUACCAGUCAAAAGUUUGGACACACCUACUCAUUCCAGGGUUUUUCUUUAUUUUGACUAUUUUCUACGUUGUAGAAUAAUAGUGAAGACAUUUAAACUAUGAAAUAACACAUGGAAUCAUGUAGUAACCAAAAAAUAGUUAAACAAAUCAAAUUAUAUUUUAUAUUUGAGAUUCUUCAAAGUAGCCACCCUUUGUCUUGAUGACAACUUUGCACACUCUUGACAUUCUUUCAACCAGCUUCAUGAGGUAGUCACCUGGAAUGCAUUUAAAUUAACAGGUGUGCCUUGUUAAAUGUUCAUUUGUGGAAUUUCUUUCCUUCUUAAUGCAUUUGAGCCAAUCAGUUGUGUUGUGACAAGGUAGGGGUGGUAUACAGAAAAUAGCCCUAUUUGGUAAAAUACCAAGUCUAUAUUAUGGCAAGAAAUGCUCAAAUAAGCAAAGAGAAACGACAGUCCAUCAUUACUUUAAGACAUGAAGGUCAGUCAAUCUGGAAAAUUCCAAGAACUUUGAAAGUUUCUUCAAGUGCAGUCGCAAAAACCAUCAAGCGCUAUGAUGAAACUGGCUCUCAUGAGGACCACCACAGGAAAGGAAGACCCAGUGUUACCUCUGCUGCAGAGGAUAUGUUCAUUAGAGUUACCAGCCUCAGGAAUUGCAGCCCAAAUAAAUGUUUCACAGAGUUCAAGUAACAGACACGUCUCAACAUCAAGUGUUCAGAGGAGAAUGUGUGAAUCAAGCCUUCGUGGACGAAUUGUUGCAAAGAAACCACUACUAAAGGACACCAAUAAUAAGAAGAGACUUGCUUGGGCCAAGAAACACGAGCAAUGGACCUUAGACCAGUUGAAAUCUGUCCUUUGGUCUGAUGAGUCCAAAUUUGAGAUUUUUGGCACCAACCGCUGUGUCUUUGUGAGACGCAGAGUAGGUGAACGGAUGAUCUCUGCAUGUGUGGUUCCCACUGUGAAGCAUGGAGGAGGUGGUGUGAUGGUGUGGGGAUGCUUUGCAGGUGACACUGUCAGUGAUUUAUUUAGAAUUCAUGGCCCACUUAACCAGCAUGGCUACCACAGCAUUCUGCAGUGAUACGCCAUCCCAUCUGGUUUGGGCUUAGUGGAACUAUCAUUUGUUUUUCAACAGGACAAUAACCCAAAACACACCUCCAGGCUGUGUAAGGGCUAUUUUACCAAGAAGGAGAGUGAUGGAGUGCUGCAUCAGAUGAUCUGGCCUCCACAAUCACCCGACCUCAACCCAAUUGAGAUGGUUUGGGAUGAGUUGGACUGCGGAGUGAAGGAAAACCAGCCAACAAGUGCUCAGCAUAUGUGGGAACUCCUUCAAGACUGUUGGAAAAGCAUUCCAGGCAGGGACGGCUUGUUCAAUAGGGCGAUAUGGGCGACGCACUGCCAAACGGGAAAAGGAAGGGAUUUUUUUUCUAAUCAAUUCUAUCACGGCAACAGCAGUUAUCAGUGUUCACGUCUGAUCUGCCAGCCACUAAAUGUCAAAUCAGGCUAAAGUCGUGCUUCAAAUGGCCCCGCCCGUUUUUUGGGCGAUAUCAGUCAGGUUGAAAAUCGCCCAGAAGUCUCUCAUAGCCUGUCAUGUAAAAUCUAUUUUUUUCAAAUUUCAAAGCUUUCAAUACAUUCUCUAUGGGUGUCUGUGGGCAUGCACUUACGCGCUUUCGUCAUACGUGACGUAACGUUGAACGUAACUAAGACAAUGGCGGCUAACAGCGUCUAUGUUGCGACCUGCAGUGUGGCGUUAUUUUAUGUUUUUAAUUUGUAGACUUAGUUUACAAACAUUCUGCAAACAUUCUGCUUUGGACUGAUCUUCGGUUUUGGACUGAUCUUGUUGAUCGUGUACAUACCCGCUACGAACGGACUAAAUAAUGAAAACGCUGCUGGCAGCGGAAUCCAAUACAGCUGGGAGACAGGCUUCACCCUGGUCAGAGCGGACCGCGAUCCUGGUAAGAGAGCGACUCUACCCCGACAUUGAACUGCUUUCUGUGUCAUUGCGACCUUACUAUCUGCCCCGUGAGUUCCCCCAAUUGUUUGUUACCGUUGUGUACUGUUGAUAAUCACAAGUUUACUGGAGAACUGAUACCAAGUAGAGACUUUGGACAGGGUGGAUAUGGUAUAAUAAAGGCAGUUUAUUCAGAGGUAAAGAUAUCUGGAAUCGCGUGCACGGACUCGUUCGUCAAACUCUUAGGGAGAAGAGAGCCCCGAAAACAUUGUGUGCAGACAUUUUAUACAAUAAAUGAUGUAGGUUGAAUUGAAUCUAGUAGUUCUGAUCUUCUGAUUGGUCCUGAUGAGUUGGGCGAGGUCCCCUCCACUGUUGCAUUGGCUCUGAGUCGGGUUCUCUGUCUUCAAAUGUUCAGCCUAAAGAGAGGGGAUUUGUGUGUGUGUGUGUGUGUUUAACAGUGAUGAUGUGUGUGUGUGUGUGUGUUAUCAGUGAUGAUGUGUGUGUGUGUCCUCAGAGCAAGAACUCGUGAGUUGGAAGAACUGAACACAAAAUGGGUCAUGCACAAGAUUUUAGUCAGACCAAGCUAUAACAUUAUAUAUUUACUACGACAGUACAUUCAACCAAAAGCUAAUAUAACAAAGGCAUCAGAGAUUAUUAUAAUCUGUCACAGAAACUGGAAUCAUCUCCCCAGAUCAGUCAAUAAAUGCUUCUGGUAUUGACUUAUGCUGCCCCUGUCUUCAUGUUGUUGCUGGACAUAUCUUUUUUAAAAUGGUGUAGGUCACCUAUAUCAUCAGAAAAAUUGCCCCUCCUGAGAAUUUUGUCAGGAGCCGCCACUGAUUCCAGGUGAAGGUGGUUGAGAGAAUGCCAAGAGUGUGGAAAGCUGUCAUCAGGCAAAGGGGCUACUUGAAGAUCUCAAUAAAAUAAUUGUUUUGUUUACUAUUUGUACUCAUGAUUACAUAUGUGUAUUUAGUUGCUUCAUAUUAUUCUAAUGUAGGAAAAGUACAAAUAAGAAAAACAUGACUAUUGCCUACACUUGUGAAUUUAAUAUAUGUAGUAUUCAAAACACUGGAAUGAAUUUUGCUAUUGUGCCUUGUUAUAAGUUCAUUUGUGGAAUUUCUUUCCUUCUUAAUGCAUUUGAGCCAAUCAGUUGUGUUGUGACAAGGUAGGGGUGGUAUACAGAAAAUAGCCCUAUUUGGUAAAAUACCAAGUCUAUAUUUUGGCAAGAACAGCUCAAAUAAGCAAAGAGAAACGACAGUCCAUUACUUUAAGACAUGAAGUACAGUCAAUCUGGAAAAUUCCAAGAACUUUGAACGUUUCUUCAAGUGCAGUCGCAAAAACCAUCAAGCGCUAUGAUGAAACUGGCUCUCAUGAGGACCGCCACAGGAAAGGAAGACCCAGUGUUACCUCUGCUGCAGAGGAGUUACCAGCCUCAGAAAUUGCAGCCCAAAUAAAUGUUUCACAGUGUUCAAGUAACAGACACAUCUCAACAUCAAGUGUUCAGAGGAGAAUGUGGGAAUCAAGCCUUCAUGGACGAAUUGUUGCAAAGAAACCACUACUAAAGGACACCAAUAAGAAGAAGAGACUUGCUUGGGCCAAGAAACACGAGCAAUGGACCUUAGACCGGUUGAAAUCUGUCUUUGGUCUGAUGAGUCCAAAUUUGAGAUUUUUGGCACCAACCGCUUUGUCUUUGUGAGACGCAGAGUAGGUGAACGGAUGAUCUCUGCAUGUGUGGUUCCCACCGUGAAGCAUGGAGGAGGUGGUGUGAUGGUGUGGGAAUGCUUUGCUGGUGACACUGUCAGUGAUUUAUUUAGAAUUCAAGGCCCACUUAACCAGCAUGGCUACCACAGCAUUCUGCAGCGAUACGCCAUCCCAUCUGGUUUGGGCUUAGUGGGACUAUCAUUUGUUUUUCAACAGGACAAUAACCCAAAACACACUUCCAGGCUGUGUAAGGGCUAUUUUACCAAGAAGGAGAGUGAUGGAGUGCUGCAUCAGAUGACCUGGCCUCUACAAUCACCCGACCUCAACCCAAUUGAGAUGGUUUGGGAUGAGUUGGACUGCGGAGUGAAGGAAAAGCAGCCAACAAGUGCUCAGCAUAUGUGGGAACUCCUUCAAGACUGUUGGAAAAGCAUUCCAGGUGAAGCUGGUUGAGAGAAUGCGAAGUGUGCAAAGCUGUCAUCAAGGCAAAGGGUGGCUACUUUGAAGAAUCUCAAAUAUAAAAUAUGUUUUGUUUAACUCUUUUUUGGUUACUACAUGAUUCCAUUUGUGUUAUUUCAUAGAUGUUAUGUCUUCAGUAUUAUUCUACAAUGUAGGAAAUAGUACAAAUAAAGAAACCCUUGAAUGAGUAGGUUUGUUCAAACUUUUGACUGGUACUGUAUGUAAAGACAAGAUUAAAUCAAGAAUAGUGUGAUGGGUGACUAUUAGCCUAUCACUUGUGAAUUAUAUAUUAUCACUUGUGAAUGAUGCCCAGCUUAAGGCAAGAAACAGCGGAUGCUUUUUUGGUGACUUUUUCAAAUCAUAGUCACACACCUCAUGUAGCGUAGCCCAUAGGCCUAUAUGUUUUGAUAAGGUUUGUUUCACAACUAAAGUGUCCAAAUAACUUCUUAAAAUGAAGCACAUUAAUCUGCUUUACAACGGGUGUAGAGCCUAAUUGGCAUACAUACGCAGCAUGUGAGUUUUAAGUUUGGGGAAGAAAAUGUUCAUUAAAAUGCACCUUUUUAUAAUAAAAGCAUUACUUGCAUAAUCGCAUUUGUGGUCACAUUUGACAAAGGAUGUUUUUCUGCUAAUGGAACAUUCGCACUUAUAGCCUACUGCCAUGUGCGCAUUGCUGCGCUUAUAAUGUGAAGAAAUAGCCUAACAGUUUAUCAACAUUUUAAGCUAAAUAUUCUCAUCUGUUGUGUCAGGCUCAUUGCUUAAAACAGGUUUUUUGAUGCUAGUGGUUGUAUUAAUUUGGGAUCUAUCGCAUCCCACAACUGUCCCAGAAUAUGUUUGGAAUAUUUAUUUAUUGAAUAGAAUAGGUCAACUUUUGUACUAUAGGGGAUAGUAGAUUGACAUAGGCUAGUGCUUUUGCUGUUCAUUAGGCCUACUCAUCUUGUUGGCUGAGAAAAAGUAAAUAUGGACAGUUCUUCCAAUAUCUUCAAUAUGCACCUCGGAAUUGGAUAAGGACGGGCGCAGUUGCAGGUCCGAUGUGUGUCUUCACUUGUAGCCUGUGAUGGCGAGCCAGAGUGAGAGUUGCUUUGGCACGCAGCCGGGAGAAGGGAAUUAUAAUUAUUAUAUUCAUCCCAAGGGCACAACGGCCACUGGCCGCAAAAGGCAUGGAUUUUUGUAGGGGGCAUGUACAGCCACACAAAGAGGAUGCAGCCGGGAAAUUCGAGGCAUUAUCAAGUGCUUGUCAAAUUGUGAUUGAGAGACUGAUGAAAUGUGUACAGCCUGCGCAAAAAAACAAAGCAGAGCUCAUGACUUUAAUGCAACUUUUUUCAAAUCAUCAUUAGUCGCAUCAUGCAGCCAAGAAUGUAUUAAAAAUCUAAACAUAUAGCCCAACAUUUGUCACAACUAAAGUUACAUAAAUAACUUUAAGUUAAGCAUAUAGGAGUACCUCUUUCUUUGUUAACCGCUCAACACAGAAUAGCCGCAUGUGCGCACCUCCUCAAAUCGUUUGGAGAAAAUAUCCUUUCUAUUGUAUUCUUCAUACUAUAAAAUAAUGCCACGGAAUUCUAAGCAAAUCUUGUCUGCCAAAUGAGCUAGUGUAGCCCACAGCCAUAUGGCAUAGCCAGAUCAGAGCGUAACAUAAGGACAACUCAGAGUAUGCUAUUCUGUUCUUCUGAAAUAGACUACAUUUUCUUCAUAUCAUGUUUCUUUAGACCUGUCUAAAAUAAAUAAUGCAUUUAUUUAGAUGGUGUAGGCUAUAUUACAUGGAUUUGUCAUUUUAAAUGUUUUAUGUAGAUGUUCCAAAGGUCUGCAUCAGUGGCUUGUAGGCUAUGCGUAGAAGCCAGGAGAUGCUAAAUGUUUUUAUGUUAAUUAACGGUCAAUUACCGUGAGACUGGCAGUUAUUGGCUUGACAAUCACUGUGUGACAAAAUGUAAUGACCGCCACAGCCCUGCUCAUAGACGAAUACAGAUUUUCUUUGGUUUGAAUGAAAUCAAUCUGGUAGGUAGGGAAGGAAGGAAGGCAAUGCAGUUUCAGUUGUCAAAUCGCUGACCCCCUCUUCUCACAGACCAGCAUGAGAACCUGCAGUGUUUCCAGUGCUUCAUCACAUUCUGUAACUCCAAAGCCAAGGAGAGGCACAUGAAGAAGAGCCAUCGCGAGGAGUACAAGCAGCAGCUCCAGCAGGUAUGCUACUACACAACCUGCCUAACAAUCAAAACACUUAAUAGAAGAGAGAACCUACUGAAGCCCUGUUUUUGACCUUAAACAGUUUUCUGUCAUAUUAAAAGCUUCAAACAAACAUAACAAUACUUAAUUCCAGACUAGACCAGUAGGAAUUUGCGGGGACCCCCUCCCCCCCAUUUAGCAAAAACUUCCAUAAAUUACGUUAUGCCUGUGUUUUAUUCCCAGGGAGAUACUCUGUUCACCUGUUAUGUGUGUGACCGUACCUUUCCGUCCUCGGAGGAGCUGACCCAGCACCAGGGCUCACACAACAAGGAGGACAAGCCCUUCAAGUGUCCCCACUGCCAGGAGAGCUUCCGCACCUUCUCUGAGGUGAGUGCAGAACAGUGACACAGGUUCUGAACCAAUAUGUGUUUAGUGUAACACUGCUUGAAUAGUUUGAAAAAAACUAGCAAAGUGUCUCGACAUAAGAAUAAAUAAAGGUGUUUUAUUGUCACAUACAUCGGAUAGGUGCAGUGAAGUGUGUUGUUUUUACAGGGUCAGCCAUAGUAGUACGGCGCCCCUGGAGCAAAUUAGGGUUAAGUGCCUAGCUCAAGGGCACAUCGACAGAGUUUUCACCUUGUCUGCUGUGAUAUUCGAACCAGCAACCUUUCACUUACUGGCCCAACACUAACCGCUAGGCUACCUGCUACCCAGGCUACAUUAACACUUGCCCAGGGCAAUAAAACAUUUUCAGGCCAGCAGAUUAUAGAUUUAAGUUGUCCAAAUCGUUCAAAAAUCACUAUCAAACAAUUAGGCUACUCUGAUCAGAAUUGGUUAAAUGUGUCCUUCCGGAUAUGAAGUGUUGAUCACUGUCCUCCCAAUCUACGUAGAGUGCAUCGGAGUAUAAUUAUUGUAGGCCUGCAAUGACAGGCAGUCUUUCAAUCAUGCAGUCGCAAGAUUUGUUUUUUAGAUCAAAGUGCACAUUUGUUCAUAUUCAUUGCUAGUUAGUGAGUUAUUUGCCCAGUUAUAGCACAUUUUUGUUCAGCAAUGAAAAUCCUUAAAGUCAUGGUGCGUGUAUCACCUGUGUGUGUGCCAGUGGGCUGUUGCCACUCGUGUAUAACCGCAAAUGGCCGACAUUCAGUUGAUACGGGUGCGCAGUUGAUGAAACCAAUGCUGCAUACUCCGUUUGUAAUACUGUCUCACUAGCUCAACAUUUGCUAGGAUUCUCCUCUACUGGCCAUGAAAUUCUGACAAAGUAAAAAAAAAAAAAAUCUUAGAAUAGCCUAAUUGACAAGUAACUCCUAUUCUGUCAAGAUCUCCCCUGAACACUGAAUAUUUUAACCUUGCAAAUAAACAUCUUAGUUAGCUACCUCUCCCACCUUAGCCAUUUGAUCCCUGGCUCAUUGAAUUAGGGAAUUAUUUUAUAAAGACAUAAAAAGUAUUUGGUUGUAAUUUUAAUGUUGCAGGAUGGCCAACUAUUGUCCAGGAGAUUCCAGGAGAGCUACUGGGUGUGCAGGCUUUUGCUCCAGGCCUGCUCGAACACACCACAUUGUAAUAAAAUCAGCUGCUCAACAGGACCUUGACUGGUGUGUUUGAGCAGGGUUGGAUCAAAAGCCUGCACUCCCAGUAGCUCUCCAGAUGGAGGGUUGACGGACCAUGCGUUUUAUACACUAGCCUUUUUAUAUCCGUGCAGUAUUUUACUUUGUGCCGGGUUAAGUGCCUUGCUCAAGCCCACAAGGAGGAGAUGUAAUACAUGGGAUCAGAGACCAGCUGCCUUCUAUUGUCAAUACCAGCGAUAAUAAUGAAUGUUAUUUUGUGAAGUGGUUCCUUGCAUCAUACAACACCAUUUUCAGUCACCUUUUUUGCCCAUGGUGUUUAUUUUAUUUAUUAGUAGUUUUGUAAUGUUUUUUUAUUUUUAUUUUGGGUGGUAGAUCAGCUUUAAUAUUGCAGAUAGAUUGUAACUUCCAUCAAUGUAAUUGUCUGCAUGGUGUUACAGACCUUUUUUUUGUUGUGGCUUGAGCUUUCGGACAAGUAAAAACUCAGUCCUACUUGUCCAAAGGACAAGAGGCUAAAAAAGUUAAUGUCAAGCCCCGGACUCUUCCCUCAGCCUUGACUCACGUGUCCGUUCUGUUUACUCUCUGUCCCCCUCAGCUGACGACCCACAGGAGACAGGUCUGUCCAGAGAGGCAGUUUGUAUGUAAGGACUGCAGUGAGACCUUCCGCAGCCCUGCCCUCCUUCGUACCCACCGCCUGGCCCAGCACCCCCGUCCAGAGGCAGAGGUGGAAGAGCCAGAUGACCCUACCAAGACCCACCGCUGUGGGAAGUGCAACCGGGGCUUCGAAACGGAGUCUGAGCUAAUAAUGCACCAGGAGAACCACGCCGGUGACCAGCAUUGCAACGGCGGCGCCUCGCCAGCCAAGAAGCGCGGACGGCCCAUUAAAGCAGAGGACACAGCGGUCGGAGAGAAGAAAGGGAAGAGGAGGAAGAAGAAGGAAGAGGGGACAGAGGAGGCUGAGACUGGAAACAAUGCAGAGGAGGCUGCAGCAGCUCCGGCUGAGACCAAGGGGAAAGCAGCAGCCGGCGGCAGACGGGGUCGUCCUAAAGCAACAGCAGGCGAGGAGGCCAGAGAAGACGACAGUGAAGUCCCAGCAGAGGAGAAGAAACCCAAGGCGGCUCCCGCUCCGCCCAAGCAGCACCCCUGCCCUGAGUGUGAGCUCACGUUCCAUGCCCUGGCCCAGCUCCGCGCCCACAAGAAGGAAAAGCACACCCCACGUAAGGCCCACCCCUGCGAGGAGUGUGAGGAGAGCUUUGCCCGUGCCGAGCAGCUAGAAGCCCACAAGAACCGGGCACACACCAAGGGGCGUUACGCCUGCCCUACCUGUGGCAAGAGCUUUGGCCGAGAGAGCAACCUGAAGGCCCACCAGCAGAGCAGCCACCCGGAGGAGGAGGAGAAAGAGGCAGCGGGCCGCAGCAAGAGAUAAUUCAGAAUGGGGAAGGGGGGUUUUCUGUAAAGGGAUUGGGGAGGGGACGAAGAAUCGGAGAGGGAUUUUAAAGAAUUAGAAUUUGGUCAAGGGUUUUUGUUGGUGUGAGGUUGGGCGUGAAAUUUAGAUCAUGAGUUUGGAGUGUUUUUAGAAUGUGAGAAAGACGGGUGAGGAAUUUCUUGCAGGAUUUUUAACAGGUGAGCUGAGAUGUCCCACUGAUUGUUCAGCAUUUGCCAUUUUUGGGUUGUGUUAGGGUGUUCAAGGCACACAUCACGCUUGGAAUGACUGACUUACUAACCAAAAGAUGUAAGCCGUUGUUAAACCCAUCUGUCAUACACCUGUGUCUUAUCUGGACUAAGAACAACAGCAAUUAGUUUUGGGCAUCAUGUUUGUUCCCUCAUUUUUGUUUUGAUUAAUAUCUUUUAAAUGAUUAUCAUGAUAAUUGAGUGUUACUGUUUUUACAUUUUUUAGAGGUGUUUGUGUGAAAGAGUGUGUGUAUAAUGGCUUUCAUGCUGUCUGACACAUGGCGCUUUUCUUGUUUGUUUUAUGAUUUUUAUAUUGCUAAGUAAGUGUUCUGUAGUAGCAGAUGAAAUGCAACCACUGUGCAUUUUAUAAAACCUGUUGAGGAUAUUUACUAUUUGAAAGAGAUUUUUGUGAAAAGUAAACAUGGAUUGGAAUGUUUGGGAGUUGCAAUUUCUAAGAGACAUUAUGUUUCUAUUUAUAUAUGGUUUCUGGUUCAUGUAGUGGUGCAUUGUCAUGCCAAACUGUUUCUAUUAUGAUUAACUUCUAAAUUAUACUGCUAUUGUUAAAUGCACAGAGUAAAUGUAUAAAAAUAUGAAAAUGUAUUUCUCCACUAAGUUAGUUUCGUUUAGGCCCAAUGGUUCUUUGGUGUCAUGCAUAGAUUUUCACGUCAUCCUAAACAAU
This is a messenger RNA of Coregonus sp. 'balchen', 19311 nucleotides long. NCBI's taxonomy places the organism in Eukaryota, Metazoa, Chordata, Actinopteri, Salmoniformes, Salmonidae. The record is from the annotation of a GenBank genome assembly.